UCACGCCCAUGAGCUUGGGCCGCUCCCGUUAGCUCCCACUCCUCGCAGCAGCUAACCGACCACCCGGCGAAAAAACCUCCUCCCCGCCAAAAACACAAGAUGGAGGACGACGGGCGCUACCGAGACGGGCGCUCCGACUUUGUCCGCGGCGCCAAGGACAUCGCCAAGGUGGCCAAGAAACAGGUGGGCAAGAAGAUGGGCCGCGGCGUGGACAAGAUGACGGACGAGUACACCAAGCGCUCCUACAAGCGCUUCGAGGAGGACGACGACGACGAGGACUACGGCGGCGGCGGCGGCGCGCCGAGCGCCAACAACGACCGCUACUACCGCGACGACAGCCGGGCCAACGGCGACGACGAGGGCCACAGCGACUCCACCGAGGGCCACGACGACGAGGACGAGAUCUACGAGGGCGAGUACCAGGGCAUCCCCAGGGUGGAGUCGGGCAAGGCCGGCGGCGGCGCCGAGGUCCAGGCCCGGCAGUUCAGGGAUCUGUCGGCCUACGAGAGCGAGAGGAGGAAAGACCAGAAGGAGCUGGCGGAGCAGUACGAGACCAUCCUGCAGGAGUGCGGCCACGGGAAGUUCCAGUGGACGCUCUACUUCGUCCUGGGCUUGGCGCUGAUGGCGGACGGCGUGGAGAUCUUCGUGGUCGGCUUCGUGCUGCCCAGCGCGGAGAAGGACAUGUGUCUAUCGGAGCCCAACAAGGGCAUGCUGGGUCUGAUCGUGUACCUGGGCAUGAUGGUGGGGGCCUUCGUGUGGGGCUGCCUGGCCGACCGGAUCGGCCGCCGGCAGACGCUCCUCAUCUCGCUGUCCAUCAACAGCGUGUUCGCCUUCUUCUCCUCCUUCGUCCAGGGAUACGUCUCCUUCCUGUUCUGCCGCCUGGCCUCCGGCGUGGGCAUCGGCGGCUCCAUCCCCAUCGUGUUCUCCUACUACUCUGAGUUCCUGGCCCAGGAGAAGCGAGGAGAGCACCUGAGCUGGCUCUGCAUGUUCUGGAUGAUCGGAGGCAUCUACGCGUCGGCCAUGGCCUGGGCCAUCAUCCCCCACUACGGAUGGAGUUUCCAGAUGGGCUCGGCCUACCAGUUCCACAGCUGGCGUGUGUUUGUGAUAGUGUGUGCGUUGCCCUCUGUGGCGGCCAUCUCCGCCCUCACCUUGAUGCCCGAGAGCCCGCGCUUCUUCCUGGAGAAUGGGAAGCACGACGAGGCGUGGAUGAUCCUGAAGCAGGUGCACGACACCAACAUGAGGGCCAAGGGCUACCCGGAGAGGGUCUUCUCUGUGACCACCAUCAAGACGGUGAAGCAGAUGGACGACCUGGUGAACUUAGGUGACGGCGCCGCCUGGCACGAGAAGUGGAAAAUCAAGCUCACCACGCUGUUCCGUCAGGUGUGGCAUAACUUCCAGGCCAUCUUCUCCCCUGAGUACCGCCGCACCACCUUCAUGAUGAUGGCCGUGUGGUUCUCCAUGUCCUUCAGCUACUACGGCCUCACCGUGUGGUUCCCCGACAUGAUCAAGUACCUGCAGAUGCAGGACUACGCCUCACGCACCAAGGUGUUCGCCAAUGAGAAGGUCGAACACGUGACCUUCAACUUCACGCUGGAAAACCAGGUCCACCGGCAGGGAGAGUACUUCAACGACAAGUUCAUGAACCUGAAGAUGAGAUCCAUGGUGUUUGAGGACUCGCUGUUCGAGGAGUGUUACUUUGAAGACAUCACCUCCAGCAACACCUUCUUCAAGAACUGCACCUUCAUCGCCACCCUCUUCUACAACACAGAUCUCUUCAAGGACAGGCUGGUGAACUGCAAGCUGCUCAACAGCACCUUCCUGCACAACAAGGAGGGCUGCCUGCUGAGCGACUUCAGCGACGAGAACGACGCCUACAUGGUCUACUUCGUCAGCUUCCUGGGCACCUUGGCCGUGCUGCCGGGCAACAUCGUGUCGGCGCUGCUCAUGGACAAGAUCGGACGGCUGAGGAUGCUCGCGGGCUCCAGCGUGAUCUCGUGCGUCAGCUGCUUCUUCCUGUCUUUCGGCAACAGCGAGUCGGCCAUGAUCGCGCUGCUCUGCCUGUUCGGGGGCAUCAGCAUCGCCUCGUGGAACGCCCUGGACGUGCUGACCGUGGAGCUCUACCCCUCUGACAAGAGGACCACGGCGUUCGGCUUCCUCAACGCCCUCUGUAAACUAGCGGCCGUCUUAGGCAUAAGCAUCUUCACCUCCUUCGUGGGCAUCACCAAGGCCGUGCCCAUCCUCUUUGCCUCGGGGGCGCUGGCGGUCGGCAGCUUCCUGGCCCUCAAACUACCGGAGACCCGGGGUCAGGUGCUGAAAUAAUGUGGUGAACAACAACUUUACAGAGAAGAGGGGGGGUAGAGGAGUUUUCACCACACUGUGAACCAACAGCUCAAGAGCCCUCCACAUCCUUCCCUCUACCCCCCCCCCCCCCCCUCUCUCUCUCUCUCAUAACGAUAGAGCAAAUCGCAGAAGAGCGACGCAGGUCUGCUGUACAUAUUUGUGAUUGGUUGAUCAUUAGAUAUGCCUGAUUUAAAGGUCGAGACAAAAAGUGAGUAACAAAAAGAGAUUAACAUCGGUGAGUUCAUCCCCCUGGAAUAUGAUAGUACUUAGAGGCCCCCCCCCCCCUCUAAUAUAAGUAGAUACACCUGGGGUCGGAGGUCAGGGAUGGGGCGGUUCUUGAUAAUGAGCCAUGCAAAUAGACUUAUACAAAUAACCACUAGCCAUUGUUGCAGAGUUAUCUGUAGUCACCUUUUUAUUCUUCUGAGCGAAGUCAACUCAGCCACCAGGUCUUGAGUACUUUGCCAUCGUUGGACGUAGAAAAUAAAAAAACGAGACAUUUUAUGCUUUGAUUUAAAGCAUUGUUUGCCUUUUUGCAGGGUAAAAAAAAGACGACAAAGACCCGUCCUCCUUCUUUACCUCCUGAGGGUCUCGCGUCGGUGUUCGGACUAACUGCCAUUUUAUAGAUGAUAGAACAUUCCAGGUUUGCUUUUGCUCUUACGAGGAGAUCAGUCGAGCCCCGUCUCCCCGCGUUGGUUUUUUUCUUUCUUUACCGAUCUCCUCCAAAAAGCAGCGAGAUCCUUCCAACCCCUUUACGGACGCGUUCCCCACGCCGAGUGGACGUCGCGUGCAGCAUGGUCACCAUCUCCACGCGAGGAUUAGGCAUUGUAUUCCAUUUAAAGCACAACCACGUGUCAGUGUGGACGCCCCCUGACAUUUUCUUGAUGAAAAUGUUCAGAAUCUCACACGUUCUCCAAUCAUACCGUAUAUAUAGAUAUAUAUAUAUAUCCCUUUGUAAGAAAUGCCUUUUUAGUACGUCUCCUCCCAGGCUGACAGUCUGUUCGUCUCCUAUGAUAUAUGUUCGGAGGGUGUUAUGCAUGUCACAAAGUACGUAUGUACAUUUAUGAAACCUGAGAGCGAGGGACAAGUUCGCUCAUCCAUUCGUCUUCAAGUCCCCGUAAAACACUUUACAGUGCUUUCUAUUAUACACCGAUCAAACUCAGAGCACACUCCAUGGGACGGUCUCCAGACGACAGGGUCCCUUUAAUACCUAAAAAUCACACCCACGCGUGGAGGAAACCCAAAAAGAUUAAAAAGAGUCUUCUUCGGUGCAGGCGUGUGAGCGACGGAUAAACUAUAAUAUAAUCGUGUGAACUGAAUGUUUAUAUUAACGUGAGCGUGCUUCUUAGUGCAAUAUUGAACCUCUGUGCAAUAUUGGGAUUUUUAUUUUGUCUUUUCUCCAUUUCAUAUUUGGCAAGCACUAUUCGGAUUUCUGAACGUGAGUGAGGGUGGAUGUCUUUUUUAUUGAUAACCGAACACAUGCAGGACUUUUAUUUAUUAUUUAUUUUGGGCUCUCGGAUGAAGACAGGCGGAUACGUUUAGGUUUUUUGCAUCAGACUUGAAAAAUUGUUAAAAGUUACUGCACCCAAAGUAUAGAGUUGUUCUAUUUUAAAAGAUAUUGGGGAACAUGACGCGUUGAACGGUGAGGAUUAAUUGGAGUUGUGUUUACGAGUGUUUUAUUAUACAAAUGUAUACAACACGAGAUCACACCGGAGAGCUGAUGGUCAAAUAUUCCAACAGCGCCACGGUGGUAACAGCGCCACAGUCGUAACAGCGCCACGGUGGUAACAGCGCCACAGUCGUAACAGCGCCACAGUGGUAACAGCGCCACAGUCGUAACAGCGCCACAGUGGUAACAGCGCCAUGGUGGUAACAGCGCCAUGGUGGUAACAGCGCCACAGUCGUAACAGCGCCACAGUGGUAACAGCGCCACGGUGGUAACAGCGCCACAGUCGUAACAGCGCCACAGUGGUAACAGCGCCAUGGUGGUAACAGCGCCAUGGUGGUAACAGUGCUACGGUUGUAAAAGCGCCACACUUGUAACAGUGCCACGGUGGUAACAGCGCCACACUUGUAACAGCGCCACGGUGGUAACAGCGCCACAGUCAUAACAGCGCCACGGUGGUAACAGCGCCACAGUCGUAACAGCACCACAGUGAUAACAGCGCCAUGGUGAUAACAGUGCCAUGGUGAUAACAGCGCUACGGUUGUAAAAGCGCCACACUUGUAACAGUGCCACACUUGUAACAGUGCCACGGUGGUAACAGCGCCACACUUGUAUCAGCGCCACACUUGUAACAGUGCCACGGUGGUAACAGCGCCACACUUGUAACAGUGCCACACUUGUAACAGUGCCACGGUGGUAUCAGCGCCACACUUGUAACAGCGCCACGGUGGUAACAGCACUACGGUUGUA
Molecule: messenger RNA, 4753 nt
Organism: Pseudoliparis swirei
Lineage: Eukaryota; Metazoa; Chordata; Actinopteri; Perciformes; Liparidae
Gene: sv2a
Product: synaptic vesicle glycoprotein 2A
Exons: 12
Coding region: 100-2319 (739 amino acids)
Biological process (GO): chemical synaptic transmission; transmembrane transport
Cellular component (GO): membrane
Molecular function (GO): transmembrane transporter activity
Source: RefSeq, a predicted model, not a curated record